UGGUAAUCCUCAAAGAGAGUACCGGAGAGUACAAGCCGAUGCUCUAAUUUGGGCCAUGGUCAGUAAAUUGCAGUAAAUCAGUGGGCCGUCUUAGACAGGUCUUAGACGAAGGGCGAAUUAUAAUCUGCUGGGAUACAGUUAUCCAAUCGGGAUCUUCAAAGUCAAAAAGUUAUCGAAGAAAACUGAAGCUCCUGAUUGCACAAUGGCAUCCGAGUGAUCACUGCCAAGUCUCUUCCAUUUUUUAAAUCAGAAUAUAGAUGCUCUGUGCUUUGCAUUGCAGUUUGCAACCAUAGAUCGCCACAGACGAACUAUGUGCUCCUUGGGUUAUCUGCGUUUGCGUGGUUAUAAUAACGCUUGAAGUGCGGGCAAGAGGUUAGGGAGUCUCCGAGAUAAUUUUAUUUAUUGUUUUUUCUUUGAGUGACUGUUUCGAGAAUAUUACAUCUGUUUUGGACGGAUUCUUAAUUUUACUCCAACCAUUAAUAAAUUGUACUGCACUAAAAUCAAACACUAAUGUCUACUAGAUGGUAUCCGAUAUAUAAACGUGGAAGUCCACAGUUACGAGUGUUUUUGCCCAAUUUUUGGAUCAAACUAAUUAGACCGGUUCAUAAGCAACCUCCAAAUGUAGUGCAAUUUGUUGUCUCUGUGGAAAUGACCAAGCAUGACGUUAAGAAUUACCUAGAAAAAAUUUAUAAUGUUCCUGUAGUUCAAGUGUUUACCCGGAUUGUGUCAGGAGAAACUCGCCAGGACCCAGGUAAAGGAUAUGUUGUGAAAGAUGAUGACUACAAGUUGGCAUAUGUAACAUUGCCUCAGGGGAAAACAUUUGAGUUUCCAGAACUCUAUCCAAAGGAAGAGGAAAGUGAACAAGAUAAAACCCAAAAAGAACUGAAAAAGCAUUUCAAAAACUUUGUAGACAGGAACAAGGAUAGACCUGGUGCACCUGGAUGGUUUUCAUUCUAAUUGUGUAGUGAUACCUAUUAUAUACCUGUCUCAAGUUGUCAGAAGAUGGUAAUUGGCCAACCCUAAUGGCUAGCGUAAAUCCAUAUUCCAAGCAUAGUCGUGCAGACUGGUCUAGGUUGCAUAAAAAAUAUGAUCCUUUGAAAGCUGGGAGUAUUGAUGGAACAGACACAGAACCUCAUGAUCAUGGCAUUGAGAGAGCACUUGAGGCAGAAUAUUUCCCUGAUAGAAAUGUGAAGGGUAACCCUGAAUGUACAUUAUUUGUUGCAAAAUUGUCAAAAUCAACCACAGAAAAAUCUUUGAAAAAGGCAUUUGUAAGUUUUGGUCGAAUACGGAGAUGCAGAGUUGUACGAGACAUUGUGACUGGUACAUCUAAAGGAUAUGGGUUUGUGGAAUUUGAAGAUCAAUCAUCAGCUUCAAUGGCUUAUGUCAGAAGUAGCAAACUUACUGUGGAUGGUAACCUAGUAUUUGUGGAUUUCGAGUGUGAGCGAUUACUUCCUGGUUGGAUCCCUCGAAGAUUAGGGGGAGGUUUUGGAGGGAAAAAGGAAUCUGGACAACUCCGAUUUGGGGGUCGUGCACGUCCAUUCAAGAAGCCUCUUGUGCCAGGAACAUCUCAACAAACUGAUGAUGGAAGAAGGAAAGAUUGAAGCAGUGCAAAGUAGUUAUUUUUUGUGUAUAAAAAUUCACCAAUAAAGUUCUUUUAGUGGUUUUCAGUUACAUUCAAAUUCUAAUUCUUUCAUUAAUAUUUAUUAUAAACAAUACAUAAGGAAAUUUAAGUUUGUUACAGAUUAAUUUAAAAAACACACAUCACUUUGUUGUCACUUUCCAGAAGCCUAACUGGUAAUCAUUUCCAGCACACACAUAUGGAAGGUGGUGAUGCCAAGAAAUGUUUGUUGUAAGCUGCAACACAAAAAAGAAAUUAAGUAUAAAAAAAAUUGAUAUUAUCAAGUACAUUUAGAUACGCUAAACCCAAAUUAAACUGAAACCAAUUGUUCUUAGGGUUCAUACUUCUGUACUAAAAAAAAAAUAUAUAUAUAUAUA
Messenger RNA from Gryllus bimaculatus (two-spotted cricket), 1995 nucleotides. The record is from the annotation of a GenBank genome assembly. Lineage: Eukaryota; Metazoa; Arthropoda; Insecta; Orthoptera; Gryllidae.